AUGGCUGACGUGAGCUAUCCCGACACAAAUGGCCACAGCGCACUCGCAAAGGGCCCCAUUGCCGAGAACAUAAAGUCCGAGGCGUCCCGCACUGGUCAAGAAUUCCGCGACUUGAGGAACACUAGCCCUUCAUCUACCACUGCGACCGGUCAACCCUUGACCUACUACCACUCGCUGCUGUACAGCCUUUUGAGCUGGGAGCAACCCCGAGCUACCGCCAUCUCCUUCGCGAGUGUCGUCACAUUCAUCUUCGCCGCCCGUUACCUUCCCCUCCUCCGUUGGUUCUUCAAAUUCAUCUAUGUGGUUCUGGGAUUCACCGCUAUUGUCGAGGUCGGCGGCAGACUUGCUCUGUCACAGAGUGUCGUGAGCUCGUUCCGGCCUCGCAAGUACUACACCGUGCCCAAGGAGACGAUCGAGGCUGUGUUGGAGGACCUUGAGCAGCUCAUCGACUUUGUCCUCAUUGAGUUCCAGCGUGUUCUGUUCGCCGAGAACAUUGUCCACACCAUUGCCUCUUUCUUUGCCGCUUUCACCGCCUACUGGUUGAUCAAGUUCCUUCCUUUCUGGGGACUGUCUUUGAUUGCGGUCACCAUCGCCUACAUGGGACCCUUGGUCUACAUCAACAACCGUGAAGUUAUCGAUGCCCACAUUGAGCACGCGCAGGAAGUUGUCAACAGCCAGGCCCACCAGCUGAAGGAUCUUGCUGAGGAGCGCACUGCCCAUGCCACGGGUGUUGUGAGGCAGUAUGUUGGUGACUACAGCGCCAAGGCCCAGGGAUACAUGCGUCGCUCUGCGACCCCCGAGAUGGCUCGGGCACCCGCCCCCGUUAUCAAGAAGGAGCCUGAAGCCGAGCCCGAGAUCAAGACGACUGACUUCCCGGAGGCACCCAAGGAGGAGCCCGUGGCCGCCCAGGAGCCCGUUGUGGAGACGAUCGAACAGCCUGCUGAGCAGGUGAAGUCGGAGCCUCUUCUGGCAGCUUAG
This is a messenger RNA of Aspergillus tubingensis, 978 nucleotides long. RefSeq lists its product as uncharacterized. The record is from RefSeq and is a predicted model, not a curated record. NCBI's taxonomy places the organism in Eukaryota, Fungi, Ascomycota, Eurotiomycetes, Eurotiales, Aspergillaceae. The transcript has 7 exons. Bases 1 to 978 code for a protein of 325 amino acids.